AUGAGCUGGCUCACCAACUGCACGGGCUAUAUUGCCCCGUUCUUCAUCAUCAUGUCGCCCAUCAUCUCGUACGGCGACCAGGCGCUGUCGAUGCACCGCACCAAGUCGAGCGCCGGCUUUUCUCUCGACAUCCCUCUAAUCAUGCUCAUCGCCUCCUUCUUCAGAAUCUUUUACUGGCCCGGCGCCCGGUUCGAUACGAGCUUGCUAGUGCAGUCACUCAUCAUGGUGGCGAUGCAACUCGUUCUGCUCAAGAUAGCACUCGAUCACAGACCCGCGCCGUCAACUAAGGGAGGCGAGGGCAGCCUGCCGUUCUCCGGGGUGCAGCAGGAUGGCUUCUUCGCCGGCCAGCGGCCAUACAGCUUCUGGCAGUGGCGGUCGCACAAGCCGUACUGGCAGUUCCUCGUCUAUCUACUCGCCGGUCUUGUCGUAUGCGAACUGGUCCUCGCACCCUUGCCCCCGUUGUACUCGACGUACUCGGUGCUGAUCGGAUAUAUCGGCCUCUCGGUCGAGGCGACGCUGCCGAUCCCGCAGCUGCUCGCCAACUCGCAGUCCAAGUCGUGCAAGGGCUUUCGGCUGUCGCUGCUGAUCGCGUGGAUCGGUGGCGACGCCAUGAAGGUCUUUUGGUUCUUCACGGCGACGACGGAGAUCCCGGUGGCCUUUAAAGUGUGCGGACUGUUCCAGGCGGCGUGCGACUGCCUGCUGGGUGUACAAUACUUGAUGUACGGAGACGGCGAGGAGGAGAUGAUCAAGGAGCACCCGAUGGAAGAGGGCCAGUGGUCGAGCGCAUACAAGCCGGGCCACAACCGGCCGCACAGCCGGAGCCUGUCGCCGUCGCGGCGGCCAGGUCUGUUCAGCGACUCCGAGGUGGACUAG
Messenger RNA from Purpureocillium lilacinum, 873 nucleotides. RefSeq lists its product as uncharacterized. Gene Ontology annotation, biological process: phospholipid translocation; retrograde transport, endosome to Golgi. Gene Ontology annotation, cellular component: endosome; trans-Golgi network. Lineage: Eukaryota; Fungi; Ascomycota; Sordariomycetes; Hypocreales; Ophiocordycipitaceae. The record is from RefSeq and is a predicted model, not a curated record.